Molecule: messenger RNA, 2519 nt
Organism: Myxocyprinus asiaticus (Chinese sucker)
Lineage: Eukaryota; Metazoa; Chordata; Actinopteri; Cypriniformes; Catostomidae
Product: tyrosyl-DNA phosphodiesterase 2-like
Exons: 7
Coding region: 123-1274 (383 amino acids)
Biological process (GO): double-strand break repair
Cellular component (GO): PML body; cytoplasm
Molecular function (GO): 5'-tyrosyl-DNA phosphodiesterase activity; protein binding; single-stranded DNA binding
Source: RefSeq, a predicted model, not a curated record
GGAACAUCCCUUUAAGACACAAGCUCGUUACACCCGGAAUAUUUUUUUCGUUGCACGUAUUUACCCCGGCAUGUCCCGCCGUUACAUUUGAACUGCGAAGUGUGAACAUUUCCAACACUGUCAUGUCAGGUUGUCACAUCGACCAACAACAAAUGGCUUCUCUAGAGGAGACGAGGACGAGUCUUUGCGAGCAGUUUGCCUCUGUUUCUGGGGCGGAUAGUGCUGUUGCUCAGUGUUAUCUAGCAGAAAAUGAUUGGGAUAUGGAGAGAGCAUUGAACUCUUUCUUUGAGGCUCAUAUGGAUUCAGUCUUUGAUGUUGAAGAUACAGAGGAAACUACAAAUGUGUCUGGGAAUAAGAGAAAGGAAUUGACUACUGAGACGACUGAUGCGUCGGGAUCAAAAAAGAAAUUUAAGAUGGACAAGGCGGAUUGUAUUGAUUUGACAGUGGAGGAGCCCACCUGUUCCAGCAGCAACUCCAAAGCGAGUCAGGCUGAUAGUGGUGCGUCCCAAACUGAUACCGAGGAUAGCAAGCUGUCUGUCAUCAGCUGGAAUGUGGAUGCUUUGGACACACUGAAUCUGGCUGAGCGUGCCAGAGGCUUGUGCUCAUAUCUAGCUCUAUAUACGCCAGAUGUGGUUUUUCUUCAAGAACUCAUUCCAGUUUAUAUCCAGUAUCUUAAGAAACGUGCUGUUAGCUACCAGUUUGUUGAGGGAAGUGAUGAUGGAUACUUCACAGGAAUCAUGCUGAAGAAAUCAAGAGUAAAGCUUUUGGAAAGUGAGAUCAUUUGUUAUCCCACAACACAUAUGAUGAGAAACCUGUUAGUUGUUUGGGUGACUUUCUUGGGUCAGAAGCUCUGCUUGAUGACUUCACAUUUGGAAAGCUGUAAAAACCAAUCAGAGGAGAGAAUGAAACAGCUGCGGGUUGUUUUUCAAAAAAUAGGAGAUACAUCAGAUGAUGUGGCUGUCAUUUUUGGCGGGGACACCAAUCUCAGGGACUCAGAGGUGGUAAAGGUUGGAGGUUUGCCUCCAGGUGUCAGUGAUGUGUGGGAACAGCUGGGCAAACAGGAGCAUUGCAGAUACACCUGGGACACUAAAGCAAACAGCAACAAAGCUGUGCCUUACGUCAGCAGAUGUCGCUUUGACCGCAUCUACCUUAAGUCUGCUAAAAACGGACUUAAAGUCACUCCUGAUCACAUGGUCUUGAUCGGAAUGGAGAAAGUGGACUGUGGCCGUUACACAAGUGAUCACUGGGGUAUUUACUGCACUUUUAAUACAUGAUUAUUAUAUACCAAAAACUAUCUGUCAUUGACUGGGUUCUGUAUGGGAUGUAGUUCAUUUAAAGAGUCUUUGUACUAGAUUUAAAGGAAAAUUUCACCUAAAAAUGAAAAUUCUCUCAUCAUUUACUCACCCUCAUGACAUCCCAGAUGUGUAUGACUUUCUUUGUUCUGCAAAACACAAAUUAAGAUUUUGAAAAGAAUAUUUCAUCUCUGUAGGUCCAUACAAUACAAGUGGAUGAUGACCAAAACUUUGAAGCUCCAAAAUGCACAAAGGCAGCAUAAAAGUAAUCCAUAAAACUCCAGUGGUUAAAUCCGUCUUCAGAAGUGAUUGAUUCGAUUUGGGUGAGAACAGGCCAAAAUGUAACUCCUUUUUCACUGUACAUCUUGACAUCAGCAGUCUCCUUGGCUAUCAUGAUUUCAAGCUCGAUUACACUUUCUAUAGUACCAACUAGCACUCUGCGCAUGCGUCAAGCACCCAUUGUACAAAGGUGCCUCUUUUUGUUCCUGAUAGGCAGCAGAAAAUAAUAGAGCAAAUAAUAAUAAUUAUUGUUAUCUCACCCAAAUCGACAUUGAUUAAACCACUAGAGUCUUAUGCAUUACUUUUAUGCUGCCUUUAUCUGCUUUGUGGAGCUACAAAGUUGUGGUCAUCAUUCAUUUGCAUUGUAUGGACCAACAGAGCUUAAAUAUUCUUCUAAAAAUCUUCAUUUGUGUUCAGCAGAGGAAAGAAAGUCAUUCACAUCUGUGAUGGCAUGAUGGUGAGUAAAUGAUGAGAGAAUUUUCAUUUUUGGGUGAACUAACCCUUUAAGAACUCUUUGAAGGAAUUGAAAAGUGACUACAGAUCUGUUUAAGAAACAAACAAAUCUAGAUAUUUAUAAGAUAAACAAAUGGGUAUAAGCAAAUAAAGAAAUAUUAAGUUUGAAUCAAUGUGAUUUCUUAAGAACUGGUCACUAUAGUAUUUUAAUGUGUUCUUGUGGUUAAUUUUGUUACCGCAUCCCAUGAUUAUUUAGUCAUGACUAUUAUCUACUCUCCCAACUUCCUAACUUGGUGCAAGUGUCUUGCAGGUAUGUAAUAUGAUUUCCCCUUUUCUGUUUUCUUUUUUUUCUUUUUUGUGCUUUUUGAAAGUGUGAAAGUGUUGACUGAAUUAUUGUAUUUUAAUAAAUAAGCACUUUAUUGUGGUAACAUGAUGUGUGUCCUGUAUUUUACCACAAGAGGUCAGUAUUUUUCAAACUAUGCCCUUUGCAUAGAA